Molecule: messenger RNA, 1110 nt
Organism: Alternaria infectoria
Lineage: Eukaryota; Fungi; Ascomycota; Dothideomycetes; Pleosporales; Pleosporaceae
Exons: 3
Coding region: 1-1110 (369 amino acids)
Molecular function (GO): oxidoreductase activity
Source: RefSeq, a predicted model, not a curated record
AUGUCUACCCCAACGACCUACGCAGCAUGGACCAUUCCGGCAACAGCCACCAAGCUGUCCGACCUAACGAAACAAGAAAAGACUGUCCCAACUCCAGGGCCCAAACAAGUCCUCCUCAAGAUGACAGCAGCCUCCCUCAACUACCGCGACGUCCUCGUCUCCACCCGCUCCCCCCAAUACCCAGGAGACCACAAAUUCGACCUCGUCCCCGGCUCCGACGGAGCCGGCAUCAUCCACUCGACUGGCGCAGGCUCUAUCUGGAGCGAUAAGAAAGGACUCGCAGUCAUGUUCAACCAGAACGGGUGGCUGUCGGGAGACUUUCGCAACCUGGACUUUGCCACGAUCCUAGGCGGCACGAGCCAGGAUGGCACGUUGCAAGAGUAUCUUGUGCUGCCUGAUGAGUGGAUUGUCGAGCAGCCAAAGAACUUGACGGCAGUUGAGGCGGCCUCUCUGACGACGGCUGGGGCGACGGCUUGGUCUGCGAUUCGUGGGCAGCUUGAUGGAAGGCUGGACGGGAGUGUUGGAGAUUGGAUCGGGGGCUGGACUGAUAGGAGAUUGGAAGGGAAGUGGGUGCUUACCCUGGGGACGGGUGGCGUUAGCUGUUUUGCGAUCCAGAUUGCUUCGGCUCUUGGUGCGACGGUCAUCGCUACUUCCUCUUCGGACAGCAAGCUCGAGAUCGCGAAGAGUCUCGGCGCGACGCACCUCAUCAACUAUGUCACCACGCCGGAUUGGGACGAAGAAGUCUCUAGAAUCACUGGCGGCAAGGGCGUCGAUCACGUUAUCGAGACAGGUGGUGCAGGCACGUUGAUGAAAUCCAUCAACAGCACCCGCGUCGGCGGUUUGAUCAGCAUGCCAGGUGUUUUGACACCGAACGCGCCUAUCGAUGCGGCUUUUGUCCCAAGUAUCUUAUUUACUGCAAAGACUGUAAAAGGAUGUUGCGCCUUCCCGCGUAAUGCAGUUGUCGAACUAGCGCAGUUCGUUGAAGCGCACGGCAUCAAGCCAGUGGUGGCGCACGACUAUCCUUUUGACCAGACGGUUGAGGCAUUUGAGAUGAUGGCGAAGCAGAGCGCUGUGGGCAAGAUCGCUGUCAAGAUUGGUGGAGAGAUGUGA